AUGGAGGAUAAUGAUUGCGACCACCUCAAAGGAGCCGGCAAGCUUAUUCCCAACGACCCUCGAGUCCGAUACGCCUCGGCCGAGAUCCACGGCAACACCUACCACUACAUAAUCGGCGAACCCGGGCCGGACGACCUACACCAGUUGUCACUGCAAAGCAUGUCGGCGGAUCUCGAAGAAUUGGCCAACCGAAUUGCGAAGGGCGAGCAGAUCAUUCUCGGCGGUCACGACUGGGGCAGUCACCUUGCUUGGCGGGUUGCCAUGUGGCACCCCGGCUUGGUCAAGGCCAUCUUCAGCGUCUGUACGCCCUUCUUGCUACCCAUGAAGCCUUACAUGGCCAUUGAGGAUCUGGUGGCCGGACCGUAUAAGCAUCUCACCUAUAUGCUUCAGUUCAUAGGGCCCGAGAUUGAAGUCGCCAUUCGGGAACGAGAAGAUAAGCUGCCUACCCUCUCGCGAAGUGUCUGGCUUUCGGAGGACGAAUUGAGCUACUAUGCGGACCAGUUCAUGCUUCAAGAAGCUCCGCGGAUGCGGGGGCCUCUCAACUGGUACAGAACUCGCAAGAUUGAUUGGGAGGAAGAGCAGAUGCUGGCAAACAAGCCCAUUACGCUUGAGACGCCGACGCUCUUUAUAGGGCCCAAUUAUCUAUACACCUCCUUUUAUUAA
Messenger RNA from Hirsutella rhossiliensis, 663 nucleotides. RefSeq names its product alpha/beta hydrolase fold domain-containing protein. The record is from RefSeq and is a predicted model, not a curated record. NCBI's taxonomy places the organism in Eukaryota, Fungi, Ascomycota, Sordariomycetes, Hypocreales, Ophiocordycipitaceae. Gene Ontology annotation, molecular function: hydrolase activity. The transcript has 3 exons. The coding region runs from base 1 to 663 and encodes 220 amino acids.